This is a messenger RNA of Hemisphaericaspora subhashii, 1071 nucleotides long. Its product is annotated as cell proliferation protein. Lineage: Eukaryota; Fungi; Ascomycota; Pichiomycetes; Serinales; Debaryomycetaceae. The transcript has a single exon. Gene Ontology annotation, cellular component: cytoplasm. The record is from RefSeq and is a predicted model, not a curated record. The coding region runs from base 1 to 1071 and encodes 356 amino acids.
AUGACUAAAUCAUUUGCAACAUUUACAGAUAUAGAUCUUACUAAGGAAGAAGUAUUGGAAUGCUCUUACUCUGUUUGGUCACCUUACUUCCCCCAGAAUACAUUCCCAUCAAAGAUUCUAAAACCCGUCCCCCAACUAUUCUUGAAAUAUUUAGAAAGCGAAAGUAUAAAGUUACCAUCCGAUGGGAAUGUAACGUUGGAGUUAAAUAGCGACAAUGAAUAUAGUGAUUGGGAGGAUGAGGAAGAUGAACAGAAAGGAGGUUAUAUACUGGAUGAUUACGUCAAAGAAGAGAUCACAGUUUCACAGUUUCAAUCGUUCCAUGAAGAGAUAAUACAAAGUCUUGAUUCCCUUGGAGGAAAAGUAAUUCCAAAACUUAACUGGUCCUCUCCUAAAGAUGCAAGAUGGAUAAUGCCGGGGAAUACAAUCAAAUGUACUUCAGUCAAUGACAUAUAUUUAUUACUAAACGCAUCUGAUCAUAUUGUUGAUGAUCUUGAGUCCGCAUUCCUGGCUGUGAAGCCUAUUCCAGAAGCAAGUGAGAUAGAGUACGAACUAGUCCUAAAAGAAUGGCGGGAUGUGAAUCCAGCUCUAGAAUUCAGGGUAUUCAUUAAGGAUGAUAAGAUCUUAGGUAUCUCUCAAAGAGACCUCAACCAUUAUGAUUAUCUCGAAUCUAUUCGCGAUGAGCUCAAUGACAAAAUCCAACUGUUCAUAUAUGAGAAGGUUAUACCUACUGUCGGAAUCCACACUAUUUUAUCGAAAUAUAUUGUGGAUGUAUAUAUCCCAAGGCCAUUUGAUAAAGUAUACAUUAUAGACAUAAAUCCAUUCUCACGUAAAUCCGAUUCAUUGCUAUUUACAUGGAAUGAGUUGUUAGUUCGAGACACAUCAGCGAUUCAUGAUGAUGAUUAUGCGUUCAGAUUGAUAAAUGAAACAAAUAUGGGUGCCUUUGCAAAGAAAGCAUAUAGUGAGUCGCAAGUACCGUUAGACGUCGUGGGCGCCAGUAUGGAUACUGAGGCGAUGAUUGAAUUAGCACGCGAAUGGAAUAAUUUACAAGUUCUGGGAAAUAUACUGGAUUAG